Harpia harpyja (harpy eagle) is the source of this 1456-nucleotide messenger RNA. It is a transcript of the gene EFCAB10, whose product is annotated as EF-hand calcium binding domain 10. Bases 182 to 568 code for a protein of 128 amino acids. The record is from RefSeq and is a predicted model, not a curated record. The transcript has 5 exons. Gene Ontology annotation, molecular function: calcium ion binding. Lineage: Eukaryota; Metazoa; Chordata; Aves; Accipitriformes; Accipitridae.
GCCGUUUUCUUGUCGCUUUGUGCUCCUCGAGGACUCCUCUCCUCCUCCGCCUACGAACGGCUCCUGCUCUGGCCCUUCCCGCCCACCUCCGCUCUCCCCGCCGGCCUCACCUCACGCUGCCUCGCGGCGGGGCGGGGACGGUUAACGGCCGGCGGCGCGCGCGGUCUCCCAGCAACGCGGGAUGGCGGCGGGCGAGCAGGAGGCCCGCGACUACCUGCAGCGCCACCGGAUCCCCGAGCUGCUCCACCGCCUCGGCGCGCUGCUGCUCUACCACCGCCCCGAAAGACCACGCGAGUUCCUGAUCCGGAUGCUGGAAAGGGUGAAGGCUGGGAAACGAGCCGAGGGGGAGUACCCGUACCUCAUGGACGAGGCCAACCUGGCUGCCAUGUUCGGCUUGCUGGAUGUCGUAGGCCAAGGCCACAUAACACCAGCGCAGUACAGAGAAGCUCUUAAAACUUUGGGACUGAGCACUGAGGAUCUGCAGUUUGGAGAUGAUGUGAAUAUCAAACUGGAUGUAUUCAAGGAAGAAGUGAAGAAAAAGAUGCUGGAGAGCUGGGCUGUGUACUAGUUUGAGCAGUGGUCUGCUAUAUAUAUAUUAAAAAUAGGCACCUUGUUCAAUGCUUCCCGUUUGUCAGCUGUGGAUAGCUGAUUUUAAGCAGUACUCUCUUUUUCUCAUUCCCCUCCCUGCCCUAUUUGAGCAAUCGGCUAGAAAAUGACAAGAACUUGUUCAUGUUUACCAGGCACUGGAGGUCUAUCUUUUGAGAAUUGCUUUUCUUAAUACAAUUAGAUGGUUAAAAAAAGGUAGAGAUCUCUUAUGCAACUAAAACAGUGAUUUGGAGUUCCCUCCUUCAUUUUGUAGCUUACAGUAAGGGGUUGUUACUUGUUGGCUCAUUACCAUUGAAUAAAAUUAAGAGUUAAGCUGUUUCCUAAGUUGGUUUGGGGGCUUGUUUUUUUUAAAGGAAAUGUCCACAGGUGAAGAAAGGUAGCAAUUUCAAGUAAAAUGUUAUUUUCAAACUUUUAACACAGUAGUUAUGCAAUUUUUAAGGAGAAACUUUAAAAAAAAAAAACCCAGAGAGACUCUGGUACAGCAAAGAAAAAAAAAUUGAAUUAGUAUGAAUAAAGAAAAUGAAGUGACAUAUUCCUUCCUUCUGUGUUCUGUAUAUACACAUUUUAAUACAGAACAUCCAUUACCUGCCAUUUAGAGGUGUAAAACACCUGUGUUUAAGUGAAGGUGGACCACUGCAUAAGGAGUAGUUGUCCAUAUUGUACAUAGGUGUAUUUACACUCGAAAUACUCUGUAUUGCUUGGAAUGAUGUUACAGCACACAAGAUUGACAAGGCAGACAUAUUCAUUAGAGAUGAAGACAGUUUUAGCUUCUGAAUGCAUUGGCAAGGUGGCUAUGGAAAAUAAAAUCUGCGCAGUUCAAAACCAAGUCAGCAGCAUUUUGAAUUUUUUU